ACCAAUGUCGGAUAAGCAUUGAAACAUUUCAUUGGUUUGAAAUUUUGUCUGUAGCUGAUGCUUUCGAAAACCAGCCAAUACACAUUCGAUGUUGCACGUAAAGGGCGGGUCUUGUUGCAAUAUAAAACGGAGGGUUGAGCCGUUUUCACACAUAAAGAAAGACUAUAUCAGUCGUAGUAAGGUCCACACCACCUCCAGAAAGAAAAAUGAGGGAAAUUGUGCAUCUCCAAGCUGGCCAGUGUGGAAACCAGAUUGGUGCCAAGUUUUGGGAAGUGAUAAGUGAUGAGCACGGUAUUGACCCAACUGGUACAUACCACGGUGACAGUGACCUGCAGCUGGACAGGAUCAAUGUUUACUACAAUGAAGCCUCAGGUGGAAAAUAUGUGCCCCGUGCUGUGCUGGUUGAUCUGGAGCCAGGCACCAUGGACUCUGUGAGGUCUGGACCUUUCGGCCAGGUCUUCAGACCAGACAACUUUGUGUUCGGCCAGAGUGGUGCUGGCAACAACUGGGCUAAG
Molecule: messenger RNA, 515 nt
Organism: Etheostoma spectabile (orangethroat darter)
Lineage: Eukaryota; Metazoa; Chordata; Actinopteri; Perciformes; Percidae
Gene: tubb2b
Product: tubulin, beta 2b
Exons: 4
Biological process (GO): microtubule-based process
Cellular component (GO): microtubule
Molecular function (GO): GTPase activity; structural constituent of cytoskeleton; GTP binding
Source: RefSeq, a predicted model, not a curated record